This is a messenger RNA of Drosophila santomea, 1454 nucleotides long. RefSeq names its product 3 beta-hydroxysteroid dehydrogenase/Delta 5-->4-isomerase. The record is from RefSeq and is a predicted model, not a curated record. The coding region runs from base 136 to 1332 and encodes 398 amino acids. Lineage: Eukaryota; Metazoa; Arthropoda; Insecta; Diptera; Drosophilidae. Gene Ontology annotation, molecular function: 3-beta-hydroxy-Delta5-steroid dehydrogenase (NAD+) activity. The transcript has 4 exons. Gene Ontology annotation, biological process: steroid biosynthetic process.
GUUUCGGUUUCGGCCAGUUUUGUUUAUGGCCAACAAGCAGUUUCAAGUCAGCAGGCAAGCCCAAAGGUUUGUCCACAAAAAAGAGCCACCUUCUUCCGUUAAACCAAAAACCAGUGCACUUUGACCCCGGACGCAAUGGGCAACAAAAGCGGGGAAGUGCUGCUCGUAACCGGCGGCAGUGGAUUUCUGGGUCAGCACCUCAUCAAGCAAUUGCUGGAGCGGAAGGAGGAGCUGGGCAUCAAAGAGAUCCGCUCACUGGAUAUAGUGCCCUACAAGAACAACAUCGGCCAUGAGGAGACCCCCCUACUGCGCACCUAUGUGGCCGAUAUUGGGGGCGAUCGGGAGGCACUCAGUCCCAUCUUCAAGGGAGUGGACGGGGUCUUCCACUGCGCCGCCUCGGUGAAAAUCGAGUAUCCGCCCAAUUACGAGGAACUGGAGCGCGUAAAUGUGAACGGCACCCUGGCCGUGGUGGACAUGUGCAUCCAGAACAACGUGAAGCGCCUGGUAUACACCAGCUGCACAUCCGUUUGCUUUGUGCCUUUCAAGGGCCGAAGUACCUUCUCGGCGAUAAUUAACUCAACGGAAUCCAAGACAGACACUCCCACGCUGGACAGUUCCACUUUGUGGGAGCAGGAUAAUCAGUUCCUGAUACCAGGGUACGCUUCCAGCAAGCUUAGGGCAGAGAACAUAGUCCUCAACUCGAAUGGAGCUCCCCUGCACAACCAGGAGGAAUACCUGGCUACCAGCGCCAUUCGUGCCCCCUUGACCUAUGGCGAGUGUGACUCGCACUUCAUCACGCAGAUCUUCGACUUCCUUUCCUCUAGGGGAUGGGUUUUCCCGAGGAUUGCGGGCGUGGGAGGAAAGCAGCAGUUGGUCUACGCCGGGAAUGUGGCCUGGGGACAUAUCUGCGCCUAUAAGGCGCUCAAAGUGUCCGAUAAGGCGGUGAAUGGACUUCCCGUCUUUGUCACCGAUGAUACGGGCAUCAAUGAUGUCUCCCGUUUCGUCCAGAAGAUGGCGGUGCUGGGCGAGCGGUUCAAGGUGAAGACCAGCUGGUGGUACGUGCCGCACUUCCUGUUCUUCUUCCUGGCCUUCCUGCUGGAGGUGGUGGUGCGGGUGGCGUAUCCCUACACCAAGUACCGCCUGCGGUACUCCCUGCGCGCCAUCGCCUCCUACACGUCCUCGAUGCUGAUGUACAAUCGCUUAAGAGCCUCCAUCCACAUGGACUACAUGCCACUCUUCGAUCCGGACGCGAGUGCCGAGCGGAGCGCGAAGUGGUAUGCCACGUGGUGGGACCAACGGCAGCAGGCCAAGAAGCUCAAGAAGUCCAGCUGAGUGGGGCUAAUCCCCUCGUAUUGCGAUAGUAUACUUCUUGAUAUCCUGAGUGGAUUUGUGUUUACUGCCCUCUCUGAAUCCUGUAAAUAUCUUGUUAAAUAAAAUGGUUGUUGUUUGUAUUA